Drosophila takahashii is the source of this 999-nucleotide messenger RNA. RefSeq names its product acetyl-coenzyme A transporter 1-like. The record is from RefSeq and is a predicted model, not a curated record. Gene Ontology annotation, cellular component: membrane. Gene Ontology annotation, molecular function: acetyl-CoA transmembrane transporter activity. Lineage: Eukaryota; Metazoa; Arthropoda; Insecta; Diptera; Drosophilidae.
AUGUCGACUACAGAGAAGAUUCCACCCAAGGGCGAUACCACAGUGAUCGUCGAGGAAAAAACGGAGGAACAGCAACCUGAGAUUCGUGAGGAUUUAUGGAAACUAGUACGCCUUGUGUUCCUGUAUGCCUUACUAGGAAUUCCCAUCGCACUUACCGGAGUUAUUGCACGGCUGCAUAAGAAUGGAGGGGUAGCCCAUAUAGAACUAGUCAUGCUCUUCGCACCCUGGGCUUUUAUUUGGAAGCUGUUCUGGACUCCCUUCCUCAAUUGCCCCAUUAUCCACAGCCUCGGUCGUCGCAUAUCCUGGGUAUUCGCGGCUUACGGCCAGUUCAUCAUAUUGGUGAUCCUUUCCUUAUACGCGGACACUCGUCUGAUUGAAAAUGGAGGAGCCUCAACCUACUUAGUGCUGCUGCUGGCCCUUAUGUUCUCAAUGAUCUACUUUCUGGUUGCCAUCCAGACCAUCGAGGUGUAUAGAUGGGCUUCUACGAUGCUGCGACCCUGCAAUCUGAGAUAUAAUUCCAUCUGCAAUAGUGUGGGUCAAAAUGUCGGAUAUUACAUGGUGUUAGCCGCCUGGAAAUCGAAGGACUUCUGCAACAAAUACUUGAGUUCUGCAUUCCUGGAAGAAGAAAUCAUCACACUGCCCCGUUUUCUGUUUAUCUUCGGCUUGAUAUUUCUUGUAGCCACCUAUCUAGUGGCCUUUUUUAAGAAGGAUGCUCACCAAGAACCCACGACGGAGAACGAGUUGAAAACCCAGGAUUUGUCGAAGCUGGUGAAAACUUCGCAGGCGCAGAAAUUGGCAGGAGUCCUUUUGGCAUACAUCUUUAUCACCCCGCUCUCUGCAGUUGGUAGUCCCAACCAACCCGAGGAAAUAUUUUAUAUGAAGACCAUUGUGCUAGCCUCGAAACGCAUCCUUAUGAUGAUGGCAAAGUGCUUAACUGGCCCAGGACUUGAGGACAUCUCAAAGACAGCUAUACCUUACCCAACCAUUCUUUUUACAUGA